AUGUCUUUUGGCCUUAAUAAUGCCCCAGUAGCUUUUAUGGCCUUAAUGAAUAGAGUCUUCCACGAUGUCUUGGACAAGUUUGUGAUAGUCUUUAUUGAUGACAUCUUGGUUUACUCCAAGAAUGAGGAAGAGCAUGCUCAACAUUUGAGGUUUGUUCUACAAAGACUGAGAGAGAAGCAACUUUAUGCAAAAUUCAGCAUAUGUGAAUUCUGGUUGCCUCAAGUUGGGUUCCUAGGCCAUAUAAUUUCAGCCAGAGGGAUUGAAGUAGACCCUGGGAAGGUUAAAGCUGUAGUGAAUUGGGAGAGUCCCAAGACUGUGACAGAGAUAAGAAGUUUUCUGGGAUUAGCUGGAUACUAUAGGAAGUUUAUAGAGAACUUCUCCAAGAUAGCUAUGCCCAUGACACAGCUUACCAGAAAAGGUGCUAAAUUUGAAUGGAAUGAAGACUGUGAGAACAGCUUUCAAGAGUUGAAAAAGAGGUUGGUGACAGCCCCAGUACUUGUCCUUCCUAAAGAAACUGAGGGAAUGGUUGUAUAUACUGAUGCCUCCAAGACAGGGCUAGGGUGUGUGUUGAUGCAACAUAGGUCUAGAUAG
Molecule: messenger RNA, 591 nt
Organism: Telopea speciosissima
Lineage: Eukaryota; Viridiplantae; Streptophyta; Magnoliopsida; Proteales; Proteaceae
Exons: 1
Coding region: 1-591 (196 amino acids)
Source: RefSeq, a predicted model, not a curated record